CACAAAUUGGCGCUGGCUGCCAUGCGUAGAAUACUGUCCUUACUGUUGUCUGUCGGCUGCUUGGCCCUCUACUCAUCCGCCACUUCCGACUAUCACGAGCAGCUACUCCUCCGACCUCUACACCCCUCCUUGCUGCUUGCCUCGUUCAAUUUUCAGAGCAAUACAAGCUUGGCCUCUUUCGAACAGCAGAAUUUCAGAUACUUUCCAAGAUCCCUGGGCCAAAUUUUACAACAUGCAAACACCCGCGAGCUUCAUCUGAGGUUUAGUUUGGGGAGAUGGGAUGCUGAGAGCUGGGGAGCACGGCCUUGGGGAGGCGCGAGAGAAGGGGGCACAGGUGUGGAAUUAUGGGCUUGGGUUGAAGCAGAGACAGAUGAAGAGGCUGAUGGACGAUGGUUGACAUUAACAAAUGCUCUGUCUGGCCUUUUCUGUGCCUCACUAAACUUUAUCGAUUCUACAAGAACUACACGCCCGGUCAUGUCAUUCCAGCCGACCGGAGAUCAUUCAAACUCUACACUCUCGGAUUUACACCUACUCCACGGGACGUUGCCGAGGGAGGUUGUAUGUACGGAGAACUUGACCCCUUUUUUGAAAUUGCUGCCGUGCAAAGGAAAGGCGGGAAUAUCAAGUUUGUUGGACGGGCACAAGCUGUUUGAUGCAUCCUGGCAGAGUAUGUCAAUUGAUGUGCGGCCUAUAUGUACGCCUGGGUCCGAUGAUUGCCAGCUUCAAAUCACGCAGACUAUUGAUAUGGUUUUGGAUAUUCAGAGAUCCAAGCGUCCAAGGGAUAACCCAAUCCCACGUCCUAUUCCCGAAGAAGAACUGAAAUGCAACACCUCAAAACCAUACCAUUCAGGUGACACCUGCUUCCCUCUUGAUGCAGCAUCACAAGAGGAAGACUGGAGCUUAUCCCAGAUAUUUGGACACUCUCUGAAAGGAACAUGUUCGUUGGCCCAGGACGGGGCCGACCCUGUAUGUGUCAAUGUGCCACACGCUCGGCACGUCUAUGCUUCCGAAGGUGCCCUUGAAUACAAAGAUGCCUCGGGGUAUAGCCGAUGCUUCAAAAUUGCCCCGGACAAGGAUUUCGAACUUGUCUUACCUCAGCAAGAAAUUUCCGAGAAGACUCCCCUGGAACAGCCACUACUCUACGCGGAGCGCUCAUUCAUCGGAUAUGGACAAGAACGUGGAGGAGUCCAGGCUAUCCUAACAAAUCCUUCCCCAACCGAAGCUGUGGAUUUUGUUUACAUGGAGUCCUUACCCUGGUUCAUGAAACUCUAUCUACAUACAUUGAGAGCUAAAAUCAACGGUCUCGACGAAGAUAUCAUCAAAGAAAUGUACUACCGUCCAGCUCUAGAUCGAAAACGAGGCACACAGCUUGAAGUACGGAUCGUCAUCCCUGCCAACUCGACCGUCGUUCUCACUUAUGAUUUUGAGAAAGCGAUCUUGAGGUACACGGAGUACCCACCUGAUGCGAACCGCGGUUUUGAUAUCGCGCCUGCCGUCAUAACAAUUGGAGAUGUGGCGAUACGGACGACGAGUUUGCUAUUACCUCUUCCGACUCCGGAUUUCAGUAUGCCGUAUAACGUGAUUAUACUUACGAGCACGGUCAUGGCGUUAUCUUUUGGGUUUGUUUUUAAUCUAUUGGUAAGGAGGUUUGUGACGGUGGAUGAAGCUGAUCAGUGGGAUUUCAGAUCAGUGAGAGUGAAAGUUGCGGCGUUUUUGAGAAGAAUUUUGAAGAAGAAGGCGAAGAAGAUAGAGAAGAAGGAGUGA
Lachnellula hyalina is the source of this 1764-nucleotide messenger RNA. It is a transcript of the gene GPI16, whose product is annotated as GPI transamidase component. Lineage: Eukaryota; Fungi; Ascomycota; Leotiomycetes; Helotiales; Lachnaceae. Gene Ontology annotation, cellular component: GPI-anchor transamidase complex. The record is from RefSeq and is a predicted model, not a curated record. The annotation marks the transcript as partial. The transcript has 3 exons. Gene Ontology annotation, biological process: attachment of GPI anchor to protein.